AUGCAAUGUGGAAAUGCAGAAGACAGAGCGCAAUGGAAUGCAAGCCUUGAGAAAGAUCUUGUGGACUUGCUUCGUGAGCAUGAUACACCUGAACAUAAGGGUCAAAAUGGAUGGAGCUCUGAAGCAUGGAAUACGAUAGUGAAGAAAUUCCACCAAAAGAAUCCUUAUGCUAGGUACGAGAAGAAGAAAAUCCAAGAAAAGGAGAAAGAGUUAAAAAGAGAAUACAAGAUGAUCAAAGAGAUAAGGAAGCAAAGCGGCGUUUCAUGGGACGACCAGCAGUGCAAGAUUCUAGCGGAUCCACCACUUUGGAAAAACAUCAUCAUAUCACACCCUAAAGCUGGAAAGUUCAAGACAAAGGCCUUCCCUCUUUUUGAAGCUUUGGGAGAAUUGCAUGAUGGCCAAACUGCAGAAGGGACAUAUAACUUCACCUCUUUCGAGUCAUCACAUUGCUCAACCCAAUCACAACUCGAGAAUCUUGGAGGAGCUGGCGAGAAUCAAGGAGAAACAUCAGCUGAUGGUGAGAAUCUUGGAGGAGAAAGGGUGCAGAUUGAUGAAGAUGUUGAGGAGGUGUAUGUGCAAGAAAACAUUGCUGUGGAGCCCCAGCAAACUCAACCAAAUUUGGCUACUGUACCCUCAAGAAAUGGAGAAGAGAAAGAACCAAAGAGAAGGAGGGGGGCGAAUGGUGAUGUGGCUGCAAUGAUGGAGAAGUACCUGGAAAUAAGGGCGAAGCAGGUGGAGGAUGAGAGGAAUAAGCCAAGGGUUGUGGAUGAGUACUCUAUCAAAAACUGCAUUGAUCUGCUCAAAACAAUGGACAUCACACCUGAAGAAGAAGUCAAGGCCUUCCGAGUCUUCAAGAUCCCUGAGAACCGAGAGAUUUUCAUGAGUGCCAGACCGGAGACUGCACUUAUGUGGCUGAGAGCUGAAAUGGAAUAA
Molecule: messenger RNA, 933 nt
Organism: Triticum aestivum (bread wheat)
Lineage: Eukaryota; Viridiplantae; Streptophyta; Magnoliopsida; Poales; Poaceae
Exons: 3
Coding region: 1-933 (310 amino acids)
Source: RefSeq, a predicted model, not a curated record